Messenger RNA from Tetrahymena thermophila SB210, 2073 nucleotides. RefSeq names its product chromosome condensation regulator RCC1 repeat protein. The record is from RefSeq and is a predicted model, not a curated record. The transcript has 7 exons. NCBI's taxonomy places the organism in Eukaryota, Ciliophora, Oligohymenophorea, Hymenostomatida, Tetrahymenidae.
AUGAGUCAAAAUUAAAAGCAAAAAAUGAGCUUUAAUCAUUAGGAUAGUGAUUUGAGUAAAGACGAACUUUUACUAGGAAGUUAUGAUCAUGAAGAUUAGUUAUUUUAAAGUUAAGGAGAUGAUAAAUUAAAAUAAUCGCAUUUAAAAGAUGAAAGAAAUUUAUCACCAAAUAAUAUAUCUAGCAUGAAAUCAAGCAAUGUAAAUGUUUAAAAUGAAGGCUAAGGCAACUCUAUUAAAUGCUACAUUUUUGCUUGGGGUAAAAAUGAAUCAGGAGAGCUUUCAUUUGGCAAUUAAAAGCAACCUUUUUAUAAUAAACCUGAAAAUCCAAAAAACUUAGAUAGAAUUUACAUAAAAUAAAUAAGUACUUCUUAAAAUCACUCAGCAUGCAUUUCAGCUAAUGGAGAACUCUAUGUUUGUGGUUCUGCUCUUCAUGGAAAGCUUGGACUUGAAGAAUUGACUAUGGCAAAUAUAAAUAAAUUUUAAAUGAUUCCUAUAUUCAAAGGAAUCAAAGUAUUACAAGUUGCUUGCGGUGAUUAUCACACUCUAGCACUCACAGAUACUGACUAAGUGUAUUCUUGGGGUGGAACUCUCCAUAAAAAAGUAGGUUAAAGAUCUGGUAAACCUGCUCCUAUUUAACAAUUAAACAAAAAAGGUGUAAUUCAAGUUGAUUGUGGUGACUAUCAUUCAGCAGCUAUCACACAAAAUGGAGAUAUCUACACUUGGGGAGGCGGUGGAUAAGAUUAUAAUAAAGGACAGCUUGGUUUAGGACAUGUAAAAGAUAUAGAAAAUCCUGAAAAAUUAAAAUUUUUUGAAGGCAAAAAGAUAGUAAAAGUCUCCUGUGGUUAAUUUCACACAAUGGCUCUUACUUCUGAAAAUGAAUUAUUUGGGUGGGGUGCAGGUGAGUUUGGAGAGCUGGGAACAUCAAAGUUUAAGCAUGAGUACACUCCUAUUAGAGUAAAGGUUAACUUCAACUAAUACAACAUUCUUUAUGAAAAUAUUCUCUUUGAAAACUCUAUAUAAAAUCCUUAAAUCAUAGAUAUCAAAUGUGGUGGUCAUCACACACUAUUGCUUACUAAUAAUGGUUAUAUUUAUUCUUCAGGAUAUGGUAGAUAGGGUCAAUUAGGUUUGAGAAACUCUGAAAAUUAGUGUGAAUUUUAGUUGGUUUGGACUUUGACAAAGAAAAAGAUAAUUAAAAUAGCUGCUGGAUGGAACCAUUCAUUAGCAUUAUCUGAUUAAAAUGAUAUAUUUGCUUGUGGCCAUGGUGCAAGAGGCUAAUUAGGAUUAGGUGAUGAAGAAAGUAGAACAAUUUUUACUCACGUUGUAAGCUUAGGAGGUAAAAAUACAGCUACUAUUAGUGCAGGAGGUGAUCAUUCUUGGGCUGUUCUAGAUCAAAAUUUUCCUGUCAAAUAAAACUAUAGACCCCCUUCUCCUUUAAGGUCUCUUGACACUAGACCACUUAAUAAAAGUAGAGAUGUUUCUCCUGAUUUAAGCAUGAUGAAAGACAAUCAGAGUAAAUUUUUACCUGAUGAAUAAAAAAUUAUAUUUGAAAAGAUCCUUUAAGUAGUUUACGUGGAAGUAGAUUUAUGCCAUAGAUUUGUAAGAUUUACUUUAAUUGACCCUUCUAAGCCUUUUAAGAAGCGCUUAGAUGAGUAUCUUGAAGAAAUAAAAUAAUUUGAAAAUGGUGGCAUCGUAUUUACAAAAUGGUAAAAUGAUGAUUUGCUUAUAGAUGAAAAUAAUAAUUAAAUCAAUAAAAAAGAAAACCUUGCUAAAAAUAUAACUUUAAUGAUGAUUUGCCAUCCAAAUAGAUCUGUUUCAAAUCAAAAUUAAAAUGAAUUGAACCAAUAAUAUAAUAAUGUCAAGGAUAGUAACACAGCUUUUAGCAAUCUAUUUAAAACUACUUCCGUUGGUGAUAUGACUCUUUAUAAAGAGUCAGAUGUAUAAAAAGAUCCAACUUAACAAAAAUUAGGAUACUGGUUUGUGCUUUUUUCUAAAAAGUUUAAAAGUAUUGUAGAAAAAAUGAAAUUCUUUGAGUUAAGACCUUAAAGUUUAAAUAACAAUCCUUCUCAAAACUGA